GUUUCCUCGAAAUAUAUCGAUUCCUGAUCGGAUUUAGAUGGGAAGCGCUGAUCAGGUGCUGCUGAUUGAUCACCAGUUAGCUGAGCUGACUGAGGCGUAGCUCCGCCUACGGUCUAGCUAUCCCCCUCUCGAACAGCUCGUGCUCGCUAUCUGUCCAAGCUCUCGUCUCACACCGCUCUGAUCUCUUAUUUGACAAAUAAACGUUCGCCAGUGCAGAGAUGGUGAAAGUGAGAUUUACGAGAGAGGAGUAUGAAGUGAUGAAAAAGUUUGAGCAAAGACAUCAUCCGGAUAUCUGGAAAUGGAUUAUGGAUAAGGUGGGCAAAAGCGAAAACUUAGAAAUUCUGGAUGUAUCGGAAGAAGCAUGUGUAUUUGCAAUUUCACUAGCUGAAGCACAUCCAGAUAACAAAUUGACUAUCAUCGCCAGAGGAGAGAAGCCAGACUUUGAUUUGCCUUCCAAUGUAACUUUCAAGAAGGGUGACUUUCGCAGAAACUUCAACGACAUUGAGAAUAUUGGACCAUUCGACCUUAUUAUCCUCAACGAACUCACUCACGAAGUUGCAGACAUGGCAGCAUUCCUCAAGAAGUUGAAACUUCUUCUCAAAGAAAAUGCACCUAUUAUCAUUUUGACGCGACCGAAGAAUCCACCACUUCCUGUCCCUGAUAAUUGCUUGCUGCUGUGGAGGAAACUCGCACCGACUCGAGAGGAAAUCGGUGCUGCUGUGAAAGCGGCUGAGCUCAAUUCUACCACAUUUUCCGCUGCUGUACCAGUUUCAGUAGAACGGUUUGACUGGGAGAAAAUAUUGAAUUCAGGAUGUUUUCCAGCCGUGAAAAAUACACCGAAAUGCACAGAGAAAGAAAUUAGAGAUUAUUGUAAUAAUAUCUCAGGAAAAGUGGCAUUUGAAGAAAAGCUGAGCAUUUUUAUCCUAAAAAAUCCUUAGACUGAGGGUAGAAAAUGGUUAGCUUGACGGUAAAUCUUCUCAAUAAUUAAGAUGUUGUUACGCGUGCGGUAUUUCUGUUGACCAAGUUAUUGCUAUUUUUGAGCCAUAGUUCUGCUCAAAGACCUUGUGAUCUUGACAACUCACAUUAUAAAGGGCAGCACCAUAUAUUUAUGCAUUUGAUUAUUCG
Messenger RNA from Cylicocyclus nassatus, 1125 nucleotides. NCBI's taxonomy places the organism in Eukaryota, Metazoa, Nematoda, Chromadorea, Rhabditida, Strongylidae. The record is from the annotation of a GenBank genome assembly.